This is a messenger RNA of Physella acuta, 1719 nucleotides long. RefSeq names its product acetyl-CoA acetyltransferase, cytosolic-like. NCBI's taxonomy places the organism in Eukaryota, Metazoa, Mollusca, Gastropoda, Physidae. Gene Ontology annotation, molecular function: acyltransferase activity, transferring groups other than amino-acyl groups. The record is from RefSeq and is a predicted model, not a curated record.
UAGUUUUCACCGAUCCUGUCGUACGAUUGUUCUGCUAUAAUUUGUGUUUAUUUUCUUAUUCAAAACAGAAAGUUACAAUGUCUGAAGUUGUUAUCUUGUCAGCUGCAAGAACACCGAUAGGUUCAUUUAAUGGAGCACUAUCUGUGUUUGCGGCUCAUGAUUUGGGUAGUAUUGCAAUAAAAGAGGCCUUGAACAGAGCCGGCAUCAAAGGAGAUGAAGUGUCAGAGGUCAUCCUGGGUCAAGUUUUGACUGGAGGUCAAGGUCAGAACCCAGCUCGUCAGGCUGCAGUGAAGGCUGGCAUUCCAUUCAGUGUUCCUGCAUGUGGGGUUAAUAUGUUGUGUGGGUCAGGGCUGAGGUCUGUUGUUUUAGCCAGUCAAGCAAUCAAAACAGGUGACGCCACCAUUGUUGUGGCAGGUGGGCAGGAGAGCAUGAGUAAGGCACCACAUUGUAUUCAUUUAAGAAGCGGAACAAAGUUUGGAGAUGCCAGUCUGGUUGAUUCAAUGAUGCUAGAUGGUUUGACUGAUGCUUUCAAUAACUAUCACAUGGGUAUUACAGCUGAAAAUGUGGCAAAACAGUGGAACAUCUCCAGAGAGGAGCAGGACAAUUUUUCCCUCAACUCACAACUCAAGUGUGAGGCUGCACAAAAAAAUGGAAGCUUUGAUAAAGAAAUAGUUCCAGUCAUUGUGACAUCUAGAGAAGGUGCUAAAGAAAUAAGAAAAGAUGAGUUUCCAAGGUCGGGGUGUACUCUAGAAGCAUUCCAAAAACUUCGUCCAGCUUUUGUUAAAGAUGGCACUGGGAGUGUUACAGCAGGAAAUGCUUCAGGGAUCAAUGACGGGGCGGCUGCCAUUGUUUUGUCCAGUCUAGAGGUGGCAGCUAGUCGAGGGGUCAAGCCAAUGGCUAGAAUAGUGUCCUGGGCCCAGGCUGGCGUUGACCCCUCUAUCAUGGGAACUGGACCUGUGCCAGCAGUAAAAAAAGCUCUGGAGAGUGCUGGAUGGCAGAUAGCAGAUGUUGACCUGUUUGAACUCAAUGAGGCAUUUGCUGCUCAAUCAUUAGCAGUGGUGAAGGAAUUGGGAUGUGAUGUUGAUAAGGUGAAUGUAAACGGAGGUGCAAUAGCCCUGGGUCACCCAAUAGGUGCAUCAGGUGCCAGAAUCUUGACCACUUUACUGUACGCUCUGCAAGCUCAAAACAAAAAAAGGGGGGUGGCAGCCUUGUGUGUUGGGGGAGGGAUGGGGAUCGCCUUGUGUGUGGAGAACUUGCAGAUCAGUUAGAUCUACACUUGACCACUCAUCUAUUUUAUAUCGACCAAUCAGAUUUUCAUUACAGUGGAAUAAAAUAUUUUUUUAUGGCAUGAAAGGAAGAAAGAGGGGAACCCAUUAUGUAAGGGAUUAAUGGAUUUGUACUGAUAUUUUUGCAUUAAAAUGAUAUGAUUUUAUCCAUUUUUAUGUCAUGCUUCAAAUGAAAGAAAGGUGAUAUUAGUUUACAAUUACAAAUCACCUUUUCUUAUUUAAAGCUUUAAAAAUUUACAACAGGAAAUUAUGAAUGUUUUUCAAGGUUUGGUCUUUUUUUUAUCUUUGAUUUUAUCAGAAUCUCUUUUAAGAUAUUUUCAUAAUAUGUUCUACAUAUAGUAUUAUAAUUGUUGGUUUCUUCUUUGAUAUUGUGGUGCAUGUUUUGACUAUUUAAAACAACUUUAUAUAAAAACACACAAACAAGGACUGAGAU